This is a messenger RNA of Lotus japonicus, 1816 nucleotides long. RefSeq names its product DAR GTPase 2, mitochondrial-like. Gene Ontology annotation, cellular component: mitochondrion. The transcript has 9 exons. NCBI's taxonomy places the organism in Eukaryota, Viridiplantae, Streptophyta, Magnoliopsida, Fabales, Fabaceae. Gene Ontology annotation, molecular function: GTPase activity; GTP binding. The coding region runs from base 519 to 1652 and encodes 377 amino acids. The record is from RefSeq and is a predicted model, not a curated record.
UUCUCUUGCUCUCCUUCUCCAGACUCCAACCGCGCUUCCACUCUGGUUCACUGCCAUUUUUCUCCUUCUUCCCCCUUCCUCUUCUUGGCCACACCCAUUCUUCCAUCUUCACAAUUCUAUUUUCACCCUUGCCUCUUCUAGGGAGAACCAUUGUUAGUCAUCUUUGAACAAAAGACCUUGCAAGAUGCGAGCUCUGCAACCUAAUUUUACCCGUAUGUUUCACCCGACGCCGACCGAAACCGACCCAUGCUCAGCCCUAUGUGGAGUGUCAAAUCCAAUCCCCCUAAUUUCCUAGUUCCUACGUUCUUCAUCUCUCCUUAAAAAAAAAAUUACGUUCUUCAUCUCUACGAUUGCCCAUCGCCUCUUCGCCGCCGCCGGCAUCGCCGAUUUCCACCGCCACUCCGUCAUCAGUUCAACGCAGAAGAGUGGAUUCGAAGCCUCAAAACGGUGCUGACUUGGAGCCAAGGGUACUCCCAAAUUGCUCUUUGUGUAGGUUUACAGUGUCGAUUCAAUUUGAAAUGGCAGCGGCAUCGCAUUUGGGAAGACGAAUAGGAACAGCUCUGAAGGAAAUGAUAGGAUCCAAGAAGCGAGCACCAUGGCACGAUUCUCUCAUGGCUGCAGCUUCGACCGCCAUUGUAGAAAGGAUCCCUUUAGUCGAUAUCAUCGUCCAUGUUAGAGACGCUAGGAUUCCAUCGUCCUCUGAGUGCCACUUGCUCAAAAACUGCCCUUCUUCCUCUAAGCAAAUUAUAGCGCUCAACAAAUCGGAUCUCGCUUGUUCUUCAGGUUUGCAGGCAUGGACAGAAUAUUUUGCGGAAAACAACUGCAUAUCUUGUGGAGUCAAUGCUCAUAAUAAGGAGAGCAUCAGAAAGUUUCUAACCCUUAUACAAGGCCAGGUGAGAAAGUUAGGGAGAACUGAUCAUGCUAAUUAUACUGCAACAGUAAUGUUAAUUGGGAUUCCAAAUGUUGGUAAAUCUGCACUUGUCAAUGCCUUGCAUCAAGUGGGGAGAAUUAGUGCAGCAGAAAAAGGAAAGUUGAAACAUGCAACUGUGAGUCCAGAGCCAGGGGAGACUAAAGAUAUACGAAGUUUUAAGAUUGGUAGCCAUCCCAAUAUUUAUGUGUUAGACACUCCGGCCGUCUUGUCUCCUGAGGUUCCUGAUGUUGAUGUCAUAUCUAAAUUAAUUUUAACAGGCGCAAUUGGGGAUUGUUUUGUUGAGAUAAAAGAAAUUGCUCAAUAUUUUCUAGCUAUUCACAACUCAAGUGAGCAGCAGUACAAGAAAUGGGCAAAGUUAUCUGCCAAGGAUAAUGAUGGAUUAUUCCUCAACAGCACAACAAAACGUUCGACUAGCUCAGGGUUGCACAUGAAGCAGAAAAAGCAAAUCCCUACAGAUCACACACAGGAUUGCAUAGUGCAGGAUGUUCGACAAACACUUUAUGAAACAAUUUCAUCUUUUGAUGGCAAUAUAAGAUGUGAAGAUGAAAUGGCAGCACUUAUAGCUAGGCAAUUUAGUGCCUUGCAGGAAGCAUUCCACAUUCCAACUGAGUGUGUAGAAGAUGCUCAUGUCAAAGUUGCUGGGAAGUUGCUUAAUCUUUUCCGUACGGGUCGCCUUGGACAUUAUGUUUUUGAUAAUCUUCCCAGAAAUAGUCACCGAUAAGGUUUUUCUUUUUAUGAUUUUUAAAUUCUUAUGCCAACGUACGAACAAAGUGCACUUUUGUUAUAGUGACAGCCUUUGUCUUCCAUCUGCAUCAACACUCGUUACAAAGAACGGGUCAUGAGACCCAAGGGCUUCUACAAUUAUGAGGAGCACACACUUUCACA